Cannabis sativa is the source of this 869-nucleotide messenger RNA. RefSeq lists its product as uncharacterized. The transcript is spliced from 2 exons. The record is from RefSeq and is a predicted model, not a curated record. Lineage: Eukaryota; Viridiplantae; Streptophyta; Magnoliopsida; Rosales; Cannabaceae. The coding region runs from base 45 to 767 and encodes 240 amino acids.
AUAAUGAGUGAUAACUGUGUUGAGCUCUCGAAUCUCAUAUUAAAAUGGCUUAUUGUAUCUCAAACAGCACCACCAUAUUGUAUGAGAAUAGUAGGAGAAGAAAAAUAAGGCCAUAUAACUUGUUUGGGUGGAACAUAGGCAAGAACAACAAUGAUGAAAUCUCAAAAACUAAGUACCAUGAUAUUGAUCUUCCUUUCUCCCCUUCACUCCUCAACAAAACUUUCUUAAAAGAUAGGGAGCUAAAAUGCUGCUAUAGAGCCUCCAUAGAUGGAUUUAGUGCAAGUGAUUUCCACAAGUAUUGUGAUUUCAAAGGACCAUGUGUGAUAAUUGGGUACACAAACAAGUCCUUCAAAUUUGGUGCCUUUAAUCCAGAGGGAUAUAGAAGCACAGACGAUUACUAUGACUCUUUUGAUGCCUUUCUCUUCUAUUGGAUGGACCAUAUUGUUACUACUAAUAAUGAUGAUGGGCCUAUUGUUCUGCCCAAAGUUGGGGGCAGUGGUGCAGCCCUUUUUGAUUAUGCAAGGGGUGGGCCUCAAUUUGGGGCUGAUGGGCUUCUUAUUGGGCCUCCAUUAGCACCUGUUAUGGGUGGAUUUGCUGGCCCAGAUACUAAUUCGGGUGUGGGUGACCUAAGGCAAGCUAAAUCAAGAUUGGGAUUGUCAUAUGCAAAGAGGGAAGAUGGAAAGGAGUCACUUUUUGGUGAUGAGAACAAGGCCACUAUUGAAGAAGUACAAGUCUUUUGUAGUCCUAAAAUUGCAAGCUUGUACUAAAGGUGAAAUCAUUUUUUUUAAACAAAAAAAAAAUGUAUUAUAUUAUAUAAAAUUAGAUCUCGCUAUCAUUACAAAUAAAGUUGGCCGAUAAUAUUGGAAGAU